Messenger RNA from Exophiala mesophila, 2435 nucleotides. RefSeq lists its product as hypothetical. The transcript is spliced from 2 exons. Gene Ontology annotation, biological process: NADH dehydrogenase complex assembly. Bases 869 to 1372 code for a protein of 167 amino acids. The record is from RefSeq and is a predicted model, not a curated record. Lineage: Eukaryota; Fungi; Ascomycota; Eurotiomycetes; Chaetothyriales; Herpotrichiellaceae.
CAUCGACAUCGCAUUAUUGCAAGAGCGCCAGUACAUUACAUUACAUUUUAUCGCCUCCUCGACCGGCCAGGGCGACCUUGGCGAAAAGAAUCACCCAUAGAAACAUAACCAGCGAGAUUAAUCAACAAAAACAAUUGCCGAGAGGAAUCUCUCCCUGAGCGGCCAGAGGGAUCAAAUCUGGUCGCUUGUUGAUGCGUUCUAGAUCCAAGAAACGCCCCGGGGGUCCUCCAAGCAUCUUUCUUCUCAUCCUUCCAACCUCCUCCAACCGGCCCCAGUCCAUUCCUUCCCAUGGCGGAGCCCAUACCACGCCAGGAGCUUUUUGGUCCGCAUAUGUAAGCAGAUUCUAUUUUGGACCGUGGCCGAAAUUCGCCCUGGCGAAACGUGUGGCGCUUUAGACUUGGCCCGCUGAUUGGUGAAAACUGUCGUUUUUCUUCUAGGGGUUGGCAGUCCUCUCAGUGGACCGCCAGCGAUGACAGAGUCCGCGGUGGUCAAUCUCAGGUAGGUGUGUCACUGUUGUGCAUGCGUUUCAGGUUGCGGUUCAAUUACAUUGAAUAGAUCUCUACCUGCUUGCGGUCCCUUUCCACUUUCUACAAUGUUCGACUUUCGGGGGUUGGUGGUGGUGGUGGUGGUGCGAGAAGGGGCCGGGGCCAACAAACAUGUUUUGGGCCCAGGCACAGGGUGGUCACUGGAGGUCUAAGAACCGUAGCUUGUGUUUUGUACAAUGCUGACAUCCGAGGUUAUCUUUGCUUAGAGCCAGCUGGACUGUGAGAGAGAUGGGGCCUACUUUCACGGUGUCCUCGACAUCAAUGCCCUAGGAGGCGCGGGCUUUGCAUCCCAACGAACUGAGGGCGGAGAUGGUCGAUGGGACAUGUCCGCCCAUCAGGGCAUCGAGAUCGUCUGGGAUCCUGUUCAGUCGGAUAAUCGAGUCUACACGUUGAUCCUCAAGGAUGAGUUGCUCCCCCUGAACCCAGACAACGGGCGGCAAAGAUCGACAGUCUCGUGGGAAUACGACUUUGGUGGUUCCCAAGAGACUGCGACUGCGACAACGACUGCCGGUGGUGGAGUGGGGUCCGGACCUGUGGUCUGCUUUGUCCCCUGGAGUGGUCUCAAGCCUACAUACCGUGGCAAGCCAAAGGAGGAUGCUGCAUGUCUUGACGUGUCGAGCAUCAAGAGGAUCAGCAUCAUGAUUCGAAGUUUCUUUGGCACUCAGGAGGGGAGGUUUGGUUUGAAGCUAUUAUCCAUCACUGCUUGUUCCCCACUAGAGUCCGUCGCUGAUGGGAUGAUCAUGACCCGCAAACACGACCACGAGCCUCGAGCCCCUGCAGACUCUUCAUCAACGGACCAGAAUGCACGCAAGGACAAUUCACCCUGACAUGGCUUCUGGAACUACCUCGCUAGAAGUCGCAUGGUCGUGUUGAGAACACUCGACGCCCCCGUACCACACAAGGCAGCUGCGCUCUCGGGUUCAAUUCUUUCAUCACGAUCAUUCCCAGGUCUUGAGUGGAUCAGUCUCCAAAGUCAUCGGGACUUUUGGAUCACCAGCUAAGCCGCGCCGUAUCAGCUCAUGGGUAGGCGAACACGACGUUCGGGCUGAAGACCACGAACACGAAUGGUUAUCGGGGACAUUGUCCCGACAGACGAUACGAUCUGAACAUAUCACUGUCCCCCAUGUGUUGGAUUGCACUCCGCGCUUACUAAGAUCAUCAUUAUCGUCAAUGUCCUAGAGGGAGGAAAUCAAAUUUGGUAAUGGAAAAACCACAACGGGCAGCCAAGUCCCAGAUCGCUCGACUGAUUCGACGUUGAGCAGACCAGAAAGGAAUGCAUUUUGUUCAUGACAGAUAUUGAUAAAGCUUGACUUUCAGAGUUGGUCAGCAUGUCAGUGGCGAUACGCGCAUAUUUCGAUAUUAGAGACUUGGCUUCGAGAAGGCCAAGGACGACAGGAGUGAAGCAAACGAACGGGAGGAUUGUUGGUGGUUAUCGCCUGGUCCCUUCCCCUCAGAAGCACCGACGUGGAAGAUUUGAAAAUCUGCUCAACGAGGUCGGGGGGCAAUGCAAUCUUCCAGAACAACACAGGUGGUAAUCAAGUUACCUAACUCCGGUUAUUUGCUCCACGGGUCUCGGGCCUUGGAGGCUUGUAUUCUUGGCCAUCACGGUGCGAUAGUUUAUAGGUGAAGCAUUGGUAAAAAUGCCGCAGUAGGCCAAGACGUCUGUCUCGAGGAAGCGCACGACGAGUCCAUCCAGGUGGAUGAUUUGAAUUAACCGGGUGAACAAUAUUGUGCCCCUGUUGCGAGGAAUGCUUACCUAAAGGCAGUCCUAAGGAACCUCCGCGGAUGGCUUACGGGAUCCGUGUGGUGGACACUACAGUACCGUGAAGACGGGAACCCGUUGUACACCAUACCCGUAAGUAGUCAAAAGUCAAGUUGAGGCAUGUUAGG